GUAAUUUAAACCCCCUUGGAAGCAAGGUAGAAAUUCAUCAAAACUUUUGACCUUUAAUCCCUUUUUAUCCUUGUAUAUAAGCCUUCCCAACUCAAAGCAAAGAUCAUCCUAAAUCAGGACAACCCAACUUUCCUCCUUUCUACUCACUCUUCUCUCCAUCUUUUCUAUUGAAGGAACAAGGCUAUGGCUCUUGCAACAGCAGCACGUAAGAUGGGUCUCAUGAAACCAGACCGUCAGCUCUUCGCAGUUGCUGAUGACACUGCCCUGACGAAGCAAGUUUUGGCCACUCAUUCAGACGAAACUCUCGAGUUUCUUGUCACUCCUUUGCUCGGUCUCAUUGAACAAAUUUUCCUUCGAGCUAAACUCAAUGAUAAGCAGGGAACAACAGGAGCUGAACUGGAGGCAAUCGAAGACAACUCUCCAAGCCCAACGGACUUGCUGGACUUGCUGGACUUUGUAUCAUUCACCAUCCAUAGAGUUUCCAAUGAGAUACAGUACAAGUGUUCAAGAGCAGGGGAGCCCCAUACAGUGACAAUGGAAGUGUUGAAUUUGUUAACAAACUGGCCAUGGGAUGCUAAGGCAGUGCUGGCGUUGGCUGCAUUUUCCAUCAACUAUGGAGAGUUUUGGCUAUUGGUUCACCAAUCCUCAUCUGACUUACUCGCCAAAGACAUCUCACUCCUCAAAAAACUCCCAGAAAUAUUCGAGAGAAUCGACAUUGUGAGGCAAAAAUUUGACGCCAUUGACAAACUCAUCAAGGCACUCAUCAGUGUGGCCAAGUGCAUCGUCGAUUUCAAAAUGCUUCCUCCCCAUUACAUUACUCCCGACACACCUGAAAUGAAGAGUGCAACCACUCUUAUUCCAACAGCUGUUUACUGGAUAGUCAGAAGCAUUAUCGCCUGCGCUGCGCAGAUAACAGGCCUUGUCGGGGUUGGCCAUGAGUACUUAGCAUCAGCAUCUGAGACAUGGGAGCUCUCAAGUUUGGCCCAUAAGAUCGACAACAUUCGCAAGCACCUCGAACAACUGCUUCGAGCUUGUCAUCAGUACAUACAUGAGAAGAUGCACCACGAAGCUUAUAUGAACCUGGUCCGCCUUUUCGAGAUACCCCACCUUGACAACAACAAGAUCCUCAGGGCUUUGAUUUACUCCAAGGAUGACAAGAUGCCCCUCAUCGAUGGUAUAAGCAAGGAAAAGGCUACCCUGGACGUGCUAAGAAAGAAGAAUGUUCUGCUGCUCAUCUCUGACCUGGACCUUUCCGUAGUGGAGCUUUCAAUGCUGGACCAAAUCUACAGAGAAUCAAGGCAGAACAAAACGAGAGCAGAGAGCGAUUACGAGGUGGUUUGGAUGCCAAUUGUGGAGUCCCCAUGGACAGAUGAGAAACAUGCCAAGUUCGAAGGGUUGCUGAAUUUGAUGCCAUGGUACUCGGUGGCACAUCCUUCCCUGAUCGAAUCGGCGGUGAUCAAGUACAUAAGACAAGUGUGGCACUUCAACAAGAAGCCUUUGUUGGUGGUUCUGGACCCUCAAGGAAAAGUAGUGAAUACCAACGCCGUCCAUAUGCUGUGGAUUUGGGGAAGCUUGGCCUACCCCUUCACAAGCGCUCGAGAGGAAUCACUUUGGAAAGAGGAGACUUGGAGACUUGAGCUGUUGGUGGAUUCAGUGGAGCCGCUCAUCUUUAACUGGAUGGAAACAGGGAAAUACAUAUGCAUUUGCGGAGGGGAAGACAUGGAAUGGGUGAGAAGCUUCAGCAAAAAGGUGAAAGAAGUGGCAAACGACGCGAAGAUAGAAAUGGAGAUAUUGUACGUGGGAAAGAGCAACCCGGGAGAGAGAAUCAGGAAGAACAUAGCGGCAAUCUUGGCAGAAAAAACGAUCCACACACUGGCAGAUCCGACCCUAGUAUGGUUCUUCUGGGUAAGGCUGGAAAGCAUGUGGUAUUCAAAAACACAAAGGGGAAACACAAUUGAGGAAGAUCCCAUAAUGCAAGAGACAAUGACAAUGCUGAGCUUCGACAGUGGGGACCAGGGGUGGGCGGUGUUCUGCAAGGGCUCAACCAGCAUCAUUCGGGCCAAAGCCGAGAUGAUAAUGAAGGUGAUGGAGGGGUACGAAGAGCGUUGGAAGGAGGAUGCAAAGGAGUUGGGAUUGAUACCUGCUAUGAGCAAGGACCUCCAAGCCAUACACACUCCCGAGCAUUGCAACCGUCUCAUUCUGCCUUCCUCCAACGGCACCAUUCCUGAGAAGGUGGUUUGCUCUGAAUGUGGCAGCGCCAUGGAGAAGUUCAUCAUGUACCGCUGCUGCACAGACUGAGGUUUUGCACAGUUCCAACCGCCCUCACUAAUUGUUGGUUAUAUAUAGUAAGCAAGGCUUUGCAGUGUGGAUUUUGUUGUGUAAAAUAAAAAGAUGUAAUUUCCAUGGAUGCAUGGAAGUCUAAUUUCAGUAUUACGUUAUCUUUUUAUUAAAUAGUUUUAAUGUAUGUUUCAAGGUUUAAUGGAAUUUUUCUCUUUUUUUUUCUU
Cucurbita maxima (winter squash) is the source of this 2504-nucleotide messenger RNA. Its product is annotated as protein SIEVE ELEMENT OCCLUSION B-like. Gene Ontology annotation, biological process: phloem development. The transcript is spliced from 7 exons. The record is from RefSeq and is a predicted model, not a curated record. NCBI's taxonomy places the organism in Eukaryota, Viridiplantae, Streptophyta, Magnoliopsida, Cucurbitales, Cucurbitaceae. The coding region runs from base 184 to 2298 and encodes 704 amino acids.